UGAAAAGUGUAGCAUCAGAGUAAACAGUAAACUCUUUCUGUUCCUAGCUCAACCCAGCAUUCAACAAUCAUUAAUGUGACCUUUAUUUAAACCGUUUAAAGGUUUAUCAAUCAAGAUUUUCAACAUAAAUCGAAAACUUUUUCACCUUUGUGCAAACCAGGUUAAAGUGUCCAGUUUUACAAUUGUGAUUAAAAUGGACAAAGUUGAUUUACAAUAAUAACUUACAAAGAAGGAAAACAAAUACAAGGAGAGAAAAGAUUGAAAUUAGAAAGCGACCAUGAAUAACGAAACUGUCAAUGCCCAAUAUAGCUACGAGAUGCCUAGAAAAGGUGCAAUUCCUUCACCCGAAUCAAGCAUGAGUCCAGGUUAUCCACCAGACUCGGCAUUCCGAGGGAACCCCAACAACAACAACAACAACAACCCUAAUAACCCUAAUAACCAACAUCAUCACCUUCACCAAACAACUGGAUAUGUCACAAAUAACACUGAAAACAAUGGCUUAUGUGCCUACUUUCUAACCGCCAUAUCGGUUGUACUGAUUGUCGUUACAUUACCAUUCUCUCUUAUGUUUUGUAUUAAGGUUGUCCAAGAAUAUGAGAGAGCUGUUAUUUUUAGGUUAGGUCGUUUGCUUAAAGGUGGUGCCCGUGGACCUGGUAUCUUCUUUAUUAUUCCCUGUAUUGAUUCAUAUUGUAAAAUUGAUCUGAGAACAGUGUCCUUUGAUGUUCCUCCUCAAGAGAUCUUAUCUAAGGACUCAGUAACUGUAGCUGUUGAUGCUGUAGUUUAUUAUCGAAUCAGUAAUGCCACUGUUGCCGUUACCAAUGUUGAAGAUUAUGGACGAUCAACCCGUUUAUUGGCCGCUACAACACUCCGAAAUGUACUUGGAACCAAAAACUUAUCUGAACUUCUCAGUGAAAGAGAAUCAAUUAGCCACAUGAUUCAGAGUAGUUUAGAUGAAGCAACCGAUCCUUGGGGAGUAAAAGUCGAACGUGUUGAAGUUAAGGAUGUUCGUUUACCAGUGCAAUUACAAAGAGCCAUGGCUGCUGAGGCUGAAGCUGCUCGGGAAGCUCGAGCUAAAGUUAUUGCUGCUGAAGGAGAGCAAAAGGCUUCAAGAGCUUUGAAAGAAGCUGCCGAUGUUAUUACAGAUUCACCUGCUGCUUUACAAUUACGAUACCUACAAACCCUUUCCUCAAUUGCGGCCGAGAAAAACUCAACAAUAGUAUUCCCUAUUCCAAUGGAAUUAUUUAAAGGACAUAUAACCAUGUGAUUAUUGUCGUAGAAUCUCUGCUCGGUGCACUGAAUCAUGGAAAUAUAUAAUAUAUAUUUUAUUUCUAAGUUAAAAAAAAUGAGAAAAGAGUAAUGCGGGAUUUAAUGCAAUUUUUAUCCCUCUGUAAGCUUAUACCUUAUACCUUUUAUUUGUCAUUCGAAACUGCAUCACACACAAAAAACACACAUCAGCUGUACUCAUUUCUGCCUCGUGUUUUAUUCCGUCGAUGAUUAACAAAAAAAUCAAAAAUUGUAAGACGCUUUUAACAUUUAUACAUUAAUCUUGAGACAGCUUGAUGAGCUCUUUAAGAAACUAGCAAAGCAAUUUAAGAACAAAUUAUUAAUGUUGUGGCUUGUUUCUUUUUUUAUUAUAAUCACCAAUUAACAAUGUUAACACUAACCUGGUCACCUUCAAUGUUACCUAUUUUCAAUAAAAUAUCUUCUUUUUGUACAUAAA
This is a messenger RNA of Tetranychus urticae (two-spotted spider mite), 1720 nucleotides long. RefSeq names its product mechanosensory protein 2. Gene Ontology annotation, cellular component: plasma membrane. NCBI's taxonomy places the organism in Eukaryota, Metazoa, Arthropoda, Arachnida, Trombidiformes, Tetranychidae. The record is from RefSeq and is a predicted model, not a curated record.